Messenger RNA from Vanderwaltozyma polyspora DSM 70294, 1464 nucleotides. RefSeq names its product aminopeptidase P family protein. Bases 1 to 1464 code for a protein of 487 amino acids. Lineage: Eukaryota; Fungi; Ascomycota; Saccharomycetes; Saccharomycetales; Saccharomycetaceae. Gene Ontology annotation, molecular function: metalloaminopeptidase activity; manganese ion binding. The record is from RefSeq and is a predicted model, not a curated record. The transcript has a single exon.
AUGGCCAAUUCAGAACACAGAAAACUAGCUGAUCCAAACUACGUUCCUGAAAGUAUCAGAGGCAAGAAGUAUCCAGCAAAGGACCAUAUCCUUAAGGUUAAAGAUAUUUUAUUAUCUAAGAAGACCAACUUGAAAGAUUCCGAAACAGCUGUUUUCAUUGCUGGUGAAGAAGUUGAAGGUGUUAAAUACUGUGAUGGUACUAAGAAGUUUAGACAGAAUCAAUACUUUUACUAUUUAACUGGUGUUGAUAUACCAGGUAGUGCAUUGUUGUUUAACUUCAAAACCGAUAAGCUAACUUUGUUCUUACCAAAUGUCGAUUAUGAGGAUAUCAUGUGGAGCGGUAAGCCAAUAAGCUUAGAAGAAGCUCUAAAGAAAUAUGAUGUUGACGAAGUUUUAUAUCAUGAUGAUUUGAAAGCCAAAUUAGACCAAUUGAAGGAUUUUACCAUUUUCACUACUGAUAAUGACAAUGUCCAUGACGAUUCAAUUAAGGCUAGAUUGACUGCGUCCGACUCAGAUUUCUUUUAUGCUCUUGAUGAAGCUAGAGUCAUUAAGGAUUGGUACGAAAUUGAAAUUUUAAGAAGAGCUUGUGAAAUCAGUGAUAACUCGCAUUAUGCUGUCAUGUCAGCUUUACCAAUUGAAACUAAUGAAAUGCAUAUUGAAGCUGAAUUUAGCUAUCAUUCAACUAGACAAGGUGCUCGUACUUUAGGUUAUGAUCCAAUCUGUUGUUCAGGUCCAGCUUGCGGUACAUUACAUUAUAUAACCAACGAAGACGAUGUUGAAGGUAAAAGUUCUAUAUUGAUUGAUGCCGGUGCUGAAUGGAGAGGUUACACCAGUGAUGUGACAAGAUGUUUCCCAAUUAAUGGUAAAUUUACAAAGGAACAUCGUGAAGUUUAUGAAACUGUUUUAGAUAUGCAAUCUCAAGCUAUGGAAUGUAUCAAACCAGGUGCUUCAUGGGAUGGUUUACAUCUAUUGGCUCACAAAGUAUUGAUUAAGCAUUUCUUGAAAAUGGGUAUCUUCAAAAAGGAAUUCUCCGAAGAUGAGAUCUUGAAAAGAAGAGUUUCCUGUGCAUUCUACCCUCAUGGUUUGGGUCAUUUCCUAGGUAUUGACGUUCAUGAUGUGGCCGGCAAUGCUAACUACGAAGAUCCAGAUCCAAUGUUCAGAUACUUGAGAAUCCGUCGUACAUUGAAAGAAGGUAUGGUGGUCACUAAUGAACCAGGUUGUUACUUUAACGAAUACUUGUUGGAUGAAUUCUUGAGAAAACAUCCUGAGAAAUUGGAAGUUGUUGAUGAAGCAAUUUUGUCCAAGUACAUGUACGUUGGUGGUGUUCGUAUUGAAGAUGAUGUUGUAGUUACAAAGGAUGGUUACGAAAACCUGACUAAAAUUACCAGUAAUCCUGAUGAAAUCGAAAAGAUUGUUAGUGAUGGUUUAUCAAAGGGCCGUUCUCACUUUCACGUUGUAGUAUAG